Molecule: messenger RNA, 2050 nt
Organism: Pseudo-nitzschia multistriata
Lineage: Eukaryota; Bacillariophyta; Bacillariophyceae; Bacillariales; Bacillariaceae
Source: the annotation of a GenBank genome assembly
GAUCUGGACACCGGGUGUUGGUUCAAAUCUACAAAGCGAAGAGCUAUACAAUCCAGCUACUUGUUCUUGAAACAACAGCGCGUUUAUCAAAACUGAAACAAUAUGGCUGAUUCCUGCUGCUGCCUCGUGUGUGUUCGGACCCAACAGGUCGGGGUAGUUGAAGAUCUCGGUCAAUUCAAGAGCCUGCUCGACCCAGGGCUCCAUUUCAUUUUAUGGCCUUUGCAGAGUAUCGUAGGGCGGAUGUCUUUGCGAAUCCAACAGCUUGAUGUUGUUUGUGAAACUAAGACUAAAGACAAUGUAAGCGAUCCCUUGACUUUCUUUCGUUUAUCGAUUUUGAAAUCGCGUGGUGCCCGAUAGUCGAUCUCGAAUCUGCGAAGGUGCCAAGAAUUACAAAUAGCAUUACAAAGCCUACGCUACCACGACUCACAUUUUCGAACCUUUCAAAACGUGAUCUCCGGCGACGUUUUUCUCAAACAACAGGUGUUUGUCCAGGUUGGUGUUGCUGUGCAAUACCGCGUUUUGGUGGAUGGAGCGUACGAUGCAUACUAUCGAUUGACGGACCCGCGCAACCAGAUUCAGUCUUACGUCUUCGAUGUGGUCCGUUCGACGGUCCCUCGAAUGGACCUCGACGAAGCCUUUGUGUCGAAGGACGAAGUUGGUGGAGCCGUGUUGGCUCAGCUUCGGGACGUCAUGAAAGAAUACGGAUAUGAAAUCAACAAGACAUUGGUUACCGAUCUAUCUCCCGACGUGAGUUUAUAUUUUUCUUUUGCGAGCAACGACCAAUUGUUGGUGUACCUCGUUUUUGUCUCGAUUUGGGACUGUCUUUCUUACCCAUUUCAUUUCCAUGAUUGAAUUUUAUUGCACUUUAGAAUCGAGUCAAGGCGAGCAUGAACGAAAUCAAUGCCAGUCGCCGUCUGAAAGAAGGUGAGCUUUGAAAGUCUCGUUGCUUGUGCAUGCAGUUUAUGACAAUGAAGCGAAUCAAUUGUGUUUGGCAAUUGCGUAUAUGGAAUCAUGGCUUGCGUGGAUUGAUAUUUUCUAGAUUUUUUUAUCUGACCGGCUUUCUUGUUCUCCUUCGUGCACCAAAGCCGCGAGCCACAAAGCCGAGGCCGACAAGGUCAAGCAAGUCAAGGCAGCAGAAGCCGAGGCAGAAGCGAGAUAUUUGAGUGGUCUGGGUGUAGCGCGCCAGCGCAAAGCCAUUGUCAACGGGCUACAGGAAUCUGUGGGAUCCUUUUCCGACGAAGUCGAGGGAGCCACCCCCAAGGAUGUCAUGGACAUCUUGCUCUUGACUCAGUAUUUUGACACCUUGGCCGCGGUGGGCGCCAACUCACUGAUCAUUGAACACGACCCUGCAACGGUUGCUUCCUUGCGCCAAUCUGUUGGGGGAGCAUUUUUGAAUUCCAAGAAGUAAGAAAGGGAAUCGUAUCCUUUGCCGUCUUGAUUUGUGUCGAUUGAUUCUUUCGAUCAGUCCGGGUGGAUUCCAUUGAAUCUAGGGUCCUCUGUGACAAACCAAAUUUAGCUUGCUAUUGGGUUGUAUGUUUUACGCGGCGCGGUCAGAAAACGAAAUGACCGCUGCAAUUUGGGUUGUUUUUGUUUGUGAAGGUCGAAAGUGCGGGUCUGUGAGCACAGAGUGUUUAUCGCCGACAAAAAUCAUUCGUAGAAACCAUAUUUGCCUUUACGAAUGCAAGUCACUGCACAUCAGCUGUAUUGCAGGCUUUCUAUUCGGUACCAUAAAAGAAAUACACGAUGUACCAAAUCUCUCUAUCUUUCAUAGACUUGAUGUAGGAUACUAGUUGUGUCCCUUACAGUGCUGUAUACGAACAGCCAAAGUAAGCUAUCUUUCCAAAGAGACUCAACUAAAAUAUAUUGUAACUAACACUUCGGGAUUUGAAGGAGCAUGGAAAAAUUUGAUGGAUUUUUUACGGAAGGGCUAUUGUUGUAGACAAGAGGCUUAUUUGUGUUCUUGUAUUUUCUACUGCAAUUUGUCGUCUAUUCAGAGCUAAUGUCAUGUAAAGAUGAAUGUGAACACAAUGACUAAAGAUGGCCAUUCAAA